UCGACGUCUCCACACUCUUUCGCUACGCACGCGCUGCUCCGCAUCUCGCCAUUGCCUCUCGUCUACGCCACCUCUCGCGACAACCUUCAUCCCCGAAUAGACGACGCGCGCCAUGGUGGCCCAGCUUGAGACUGGUCGCAUCCAUUCACUACCAGUCCAAGUCACGUACCACCUUUCCUCAAGCUCGCAGUCCUUCUCCACCCUCUUCUCCGAACCGCAAGAUGUAUACCUCCAUCCUACCGCGGGCAAGAGUAAAGACGGCGAUGACGAGGUGUGGGGAGCCAUCUACCUCAAGGCUGUCGUCCAAGGCAUUGUCAUGGCAAGCCCUGAAUUACACCCAGCCCAUCCCGGUACCCCCGACCUAUCUCUCUAUCUUCUCGACCCACGCGAGUCGUUCUUGAAGAGAUCCCGAGCGGCCCCGCGCACGCGUUCCAUUUCAUCCGCUGGUUACGAGGUGUGGUCGGGCAAGGGACUUGUCCGGCAGGCACUGGCAGAGGCAGACAAGGGCAAAAGCCUAAUCACUGGCCGCCUCGUCCGUCGGUCUCAGUUCCUCAACGUCACCGCGCCUAGAGCAGAGGGAAUGUCGGCCUUGGACGCACUCGUGGCUGCCAACGCCAUGUCCAACGAAGUUGAAGCCUGGGGCAUUGAGAUCUUCGUCGGUCUUAAGACAGGCCUCUCGUCAUCCACCACCUUCCCCGGGCCUCUUCACCACACUGUCGAGAAUGGCUCAGUCGCCGGCAUCGCUGUGCUCGAAGAAGAAGAAGAAGGGAAAGAGGAUGAGCAUGACUCCCCCGCUGUUACCCCUGUGCGCCCCUCGAGCGUCGCCCGUAUCCCAUCGUUCCCAGCACCGCGGACUGUCUCGACGUCGUCUUCAAAGCUUCCUCCGCGUGCCAUUCCCCGCCAUCCUUCAUCGUCCUCUCCAGCCGGUCCAUCUCGAGCUAGAUUGCCCGUUCCUCGCAAGCACGCGGUCGACGAGCGCACAAAGCUGUCCCCUAUGGAUCUCAACAUGGAAUCUUCCUCCCCUGUGCAGGCCGCUCAAAUCGCUACAAGGCUCAACAGGCUCACAGAUGAGCAGAAGAACGUCCUCACUCCUGACGUACUUUCCUUCCUGGAAAAGCUCGCUGGUACCCGCGGCGCUCAAGUCGUGGCCAGCGAGAAGCGAAUGCGAGAGGAAGCCGUUACGCAGAGCAGCAAGCCUGAGGCGAAGCGCCCUCGUACCGGGGCGUCAAGCUCGUCGGGUUACAAGGCACCCAUCUCAGAGUGCUCAAACUGCAAGACGACCCGAAGCUCGGUCUGGCGGCAGCAGUCGAUGCCGAAUGGUAAGACGACCCGCGUCUGCAACGCCUGCGGCCUGUACUUCCAGAAGAAGGCAGAGCCUCGGCCGGCCUCAAUGUGGAACAAGGAGGAAGAUGGAGUCCCGCGCGGCCGUGGUCGUCUGAAGGCUUCCGAGCGGAGGGCACAAGGGGAACGCGAGCUGAAGAGGACCAUGACCCAGGCUGUAGAGAGAGACGCAGCGCGCAUUGCCACAAGUCGCCGAAGGUCGGCGCCCCGCGACCAAACACCUUCCUUUGUCAAGGAUGCUCCUCAAACCUCUCCAAGCCGUGGCUCAGCACCUCUUCCCCGUGCAGUGCGAGUUGCUGCGGCGACAAGUGUGUCGGGCAGUUCUCCCGCAGGAUCCAGCGUGUGGCACGGAGAAGACACUCCCAGGUCAGCCUCCAACGGUUUCCAAACCAUGCAAAGCCUCGCCAUGCCCCUCAGCGACGACGGAUUGGGUAACAGCGACUCCAAGUCUCUCUCGUGGGCUGGUGAAAUGUCUGCAUUCUUUGACGUCGAGGGUUUCAGCGCGCCGCCAGAGAGCGACGCCGACCCAAGCAGCCCAAGCCAAUCUCGUCAUCAAGGCAUGUCCUCAAUGGACCCGCGCAACGUCUCCUCGGCGCUCCGCCAUCAACUCAUCCUGCCAACGAGUGAUGCUGUUGAGCCCUCAGAUGACGAUGCCUGGUCGAAUCUCUUCAACCGGACCUCCUCGUUCGGACAUGCUUCAUCGGUCGGAGAUCAUUCAUCCUCCCUUGGUCGUUCCUCGUCCUUCGGGCCGUACGACUCAUCGCCCCAUGAAAAGUUUGACUUCUCGCAACUGCCGCCGAGCUCUCCUCCCGCUCUUCCAAGCAACCUACCACACUCGGCCCUCCUCUUUUCGAGUCCUGGGCCCUCGUCUGUCUCGCCCAUUGAUCCCUCACCUCGCGACCAUAAAGCUUCGCCAGGCGCCCUCUCCGGCUUGCGCAACGAGGUAACCCCAGAUGACAAACCCAGUGGCGACCACAUCCAAGACAUCCUCGCCAAGCUGAACAACGCCGACAUCAUGGCGCUUUUUGAUAGCCUUCCCGCUGCGCCCGUCGCAUAGUGUACCUAUUAUUUCCCUCAUACGUAUUCGCAUCAAUGGCCAACGGCACUGUCUGCCACUCACUGCCUUUCUGCAACUUCGUUGUUCUAAUAGCUUGGCCCUGCCUGCCUUCCUCGCGUGUAUGUUGCCCCGCUCACACUCACGCUGCAUUAUCCAUACAUGUCAUUCAUGCAUU
This is a messenger RNA of Cutaneotrichosporon oleaginosum, 2573 nucleotides long. RefSeq lists its product as uncharacterized. Gene Ontology annotation, molecular function: sequence-specific DNA binding; zinc ion binding. Gene Ontology annotation, biological process: regulation of DNA-templated transcription. The record is from RefSeq and is a predicted model, not a curated record. Lineage: Eukaryota; Fungi; Basidiomycota; Tremellomycetes; Trichosporonales; Trichosporonaceae.